AUGUAAUUCAGAAAGCCCACUAACCUUUAACUAAAUAGAUCCUUCUAAAUCAGAGGUAUACUAAAGUCCAAGUUUGAAGAAUAAUUCUUCAUAAUUGACUGUGGAGGAGGAACUUUUAUCUUAAAGACUAAAUCGAUAGAAUCCCAUGAAUCAAAGGGUGAAUAAAUUUAGAAUAGAAUAAUAAGCUCGACUCCUUAGCAAAAGAAUAGAUCUUAAAUGACUGGUGUAAUGUAAAGGCUAGUAGAAGAUGAGAAGAAGAGAAAAGAGAAAAUGAAUUCAAUUUUGGAAAUGAGUCUGAGGGAGUAGUCUGAGGUUUUCCAUGAGAAGAUAAAGGCGCAAGGAUCUUUUGAUCAUUUUCUUAAAUAAUAGCAAGAAUGGGAGUAUAAGAAGAAUCUUAAGAUAUCGAGUAUGAUUCAGGAGAACUUGAAAAAUAGCUAUUUGGGCAGCGGAAUAACUCCUAAAAUGUCUGUUAAUAAAGCUUCAGGCUAACAGUAGUAAAGAGCCACACAACCUGUCUUUGAAAGAUUAUUCUCAGCCUAAAAGUCAUACAUAGAAUAAAAAUAAAAUUAAAUGAAUAAAGUUGAUAAUUCUGCACUGUCAACUAGAAAAGUAAAUAACUAAGAACUGGUAGAAAGACUUUAUUAUAGCAGUAGAAAUGAAAAGUAGGAAAGAGAUGCUGAGAGGAAGAAAAACUAGUCAAAUGCUAGUGGAAGAGCUAGCAGUAUCAAUAGUAGCGUUAGUUAUACGCUACCUAAAUCAUAAAAACUAUUGCAAAAUGGUAUAGAAAAUGAAUUCACUUUGUUUUUGAAGCAGUAAAAUCAUACAGAAAAUGGAAAUAUGUAUCUAGUUGAGCUGCCAGGAAUGCUUAAAAAUAUUGGAUUCCUGCUACAACCUUUAGUUGAAUAGGACAGAUAAUUGGCUAAAAAUUAUGUUAAAUUACUCUAGAAAUAUGCAGAUGAAGAGUCAGUAAGUUGUAAUAUUAACGAUUUAGAACAAUAAAAUAUGAGCGUAAAUGAGGAAGGAACACCUUAAAUUUCCAAGAAAAGCAAGCAGAUCGCCAAUAAAAAACUAGAUGAUGUUCUCAAAUAAAAAAAAGAAGAAGAUGAACUUUAAGGUGUAACAUUUAAGCCGGAGAUUAUAAAAUCAUAUCGACCAAAAGGAAAUCUUACUGAUGCAUGUCGAAGCCCCACAUCAAAUCUUAGUUCAUCUAGAUUUGAUUCACUUUAUCAGAAAGCUUUAGAAAAGCCAGAGAAAAGAGAUAGGAAUAUUGAUGAAAUAAAGUUUGAGUAGGAGAAAGAUCAUUUUACAUUCAAACCUUAAAGGGAAAAGCCUGCUCUCUUUGUUUCGCAAAGAAAUCCUGACUAAAGAGAACCUCUCUAUAAUAUGAAGCAGGCACUUUCUCCAGCCAAAAGCAUUUUGAGUCAUAUUUAGCCUAAACCGAAGACAGUAAGAUAGAAGAAUGCUGCAUCUAGGCCUAAUACCGCUAAGAAAAUUUAUGUUCAGACUCAAGAAGAUGAUGAAGGAAACUCAUUAUUCUAUAUUGAUGUGAAUGUGAAUAGCUCGAAAAAGAGAAUAGUUUUUAGAGAGAAUGAUGUUCCUGAAAGUGUGGCUUCAAUUUUCUGCAACAAAUAUGAUAUGAGUAUGGAAUAGCAGCAAAUUUUAAUUAAGAAAUUGAAGCAAUAGCUUUAAUCUACUUAUCAUCACUGA
Messenger RNA from Stylonychia lemnae, 1707 nucleotides. The record is from the annotation of a GenBank genome assembly. NCBI's taxonomy places the organism in Eukaryota, Ciliophora, Spirotrichea, Sporadotrichida, Oxytrichidae.